This is a messenger RNA of Scleropages formosus (Asian bonytongue), 1577 nucleotides long. RefSeq names its product family with sequence similarity 110 member C (gene fam110c). The record is from RefSeq and is a predicted model, not a curated record. The transcript has a single exon. The coding region runs from base 136 to 1179 and encodes 347 amino acids. NCBI's taxonomy places the organism in Eukaryota, Metazoa, Chordata, Actinopteri, Osteoglossiformes, Osteoglossidae.
CAGCGCAGAACGUGUCCCUACUGGCGUCUCAAAAUAGGCAUUCAUCUGCAGAGGGUUAAGACAGUGCCUUUUUUUAAUUUUGUUGCUGCAUUUUAGGUUAUUUUCAGGUGAGCGCGGCCCUCUUCGAUUGCGAAAAUGCACGCAAACAAGCCGGGUGUAGACACGACUAGAAUCUUGGAGAAAGGGCCCGGCUAUUUUCGCAAACACAUGGAGCGCGAAGCGGAGGCCAAGGGGCGGGAAAGCCGGCCGAGCGCCGUGGAGAGGCUCGCGGCCAGCAAGCCAAAGUACGUGAAAAGCCCGCAGGUGGCGGAACGAAGCCGCGAGCCCGCGGCCACCACCAGGUCUCCGUCCGCGAGCAGCAACGGAUCUUCGACGCGGAGCUCGAGCGGCAGGCUGAGGACGCGCGCGCGACAGGACGCGGAGCCCCGGCGGCGGGAUCCGUCACCCGCGGCGCGCAGGAGCAGCUCGAAAAAGCAGCGGCCGGACUCACUUCGGAUAUAUCGUCAUAAACACGAGAACGUGAAGGAAGCCGCUAAUGACGCCGGCGACACGCAGGGCAAGUUGGUUCGAAGGCUUUUCCUCAACUCUCUGAAAGAGAAGGCAGCUCCCCCGCCCGACCCCGAGGGAGCGGAAAAGCAACGGGGACCGAAGCGGAGCGACAACACGUGCGUGGACAGUUAUAGUAGUAAAGAUCGCGAGACGGGACCGGCGGCUCGGACAGAACGCGACCCACUGGCACCGGCACUGCUGGGCUCAGGGAAACGCGUCCCGAACCCGCCGCCGCCGCCGGCCUCAGAAGAAACCGAGAGCAGACCCCGGAGAGGGGUGAUCCGCUCACACUCGGAUAUAAGUUCGAGGUACUCCAGAAACUUCUCUGAGUUCGAAACCUUCUUUAAGUACUGCGGGCUGGACAGCAACGUGGUCGAGGCUCUGGGUAAGGAGAACUUCUCCGCGCGCUCGGACGAGCUCGAGCACAGGCUGCGCAGCGUGAGCACGUCGACGUCGGAGGACGGCUUCGCGCGCCGGAGCGACUGUAGCGACGGGCUGCUCGAGGAGGAGCUCGGCGAGAGCGUCCGGCAGAACACGUCGGUGAUCGAGCGCAACGCGCGCGUCAUUAAAUGGCUGUACAGCUGCAGAAACGCCAGCGAGACGGGCAAAAUGUUGCGGGAUCUCGAGUGAAACCUUCCGUGUUUGUGUACUACGGUCGGGUGGUUUAACCUCGGUCCGCUCACUUUGCCUUGCCGUUGCCUUAGGCUUAGCUUAGUUUACCUCCGCAGUCCACGCGAAAAACAAAAAGCGCAGCUCUCUUUGCUUUCCUCAUCUCCCCGAAUGAGCUGCUUCUCUAUUUUGUGGUACUGCAUGUAACUGCUCAUCAUAUAUUUUAAUUUAUUAAUGUAUUUUUCUAACCAGUUUUUUAAGCCGGAAGUGGAUUUCACACUUCUUAUUGACCUUAUUUUCCCUAAAAACUUAGAAACGCAAUCUUAUUAAAGGUGUCUGUUAUUACAAGAUGUUGCUGACCAAUGGUCUACUGACUGACUCUCUGACAAUAAUUUAUAGCACUAAUAAAUUGUCAUAUA